Messenger RNA from Pseudozyma hubeiensis SY62, 1380 nucleotides. RefSeq names its product potential histone binding protein. The coding region runs from base 1 to 1380 and encodes 459 amino acids. Gene Ontology annotation, molecular function: histone binding. Gene Ontology annotation, biological process: CENP-A containing chromatin assembly; DNA replication-dependent chromatin assembly. Gene Ontology annotation, cellular component: nucleoplasm. The transcript has a single exon. Lineage: Eukaryota; Fungi; Basidiomycota; Ustilaginomycetes; Ustilaginales; Ustilaginaceae. The record is from RefSeq and is a predicted model, not a curated record.
AUGGCUCUGAACGAACAGCCAUCCAACCCCCAGCCCGACGUCGAGGCAUCUGCCGAAGCUGCGGAUGGCGCUUCAGCUCGCCAGCUCAUCGACGAAGCAAAGCGUCACUUUGCACUCAAGGAGUACGUCGCAGCUUCGGACAAAUUGGCGCUCGCCCUCGAUGCUCUGUCCACGGAGUACGCAGAAGAUGCCGACGAACUAGCACCGCUGCUGCAGCUCUACGGCCAGAGCGUGCUCGAGAACUUCAUCAUCAACUCUGGCGCGCUUGGUGGUGGAGGCGGGUCAGCCCCACUUCCCGCCGCUGCCGCACCUGCCGCCCCCGCAGCUUCGGGAUCGUCCUCCAAAGCGUCUGGGUCGUCAUCAUCCGCAAAUGCGGUCAAGAGCGAUCCCAGAUUUAGCUUCACCGGAGACGCCGAAGACGACGGUGACGACGACGAAGAGGAAGGCGCUCCCGGCGCAGGUGCAGCAGAAGGCGACGACGAAGACGACCUUCAAACAGCUUUCUCCGUGCUCGACCUCGCCAGAGUUAUCUACAGGCGCGCUCUCGAUUCGGAAUCCCAAAAGCUCACUACGCUGGAGGGUCAAGAGUGGGGCAAAACACGCAUCCAGGCCGAACUCGCCGAAGUCAUGAACCUGCUCGGCGACGUCGGUUUGGAAUCCGAGAACUUUACACAGGCAUCGGCAGACUACCAGUCCAGUCUCGACACCUUGCGCCCGCUCCUCAACCCGCAUUCGCGUCGCUUGGCGGAUGCGCAUCUGCGGCUCGGUCUUGCACUCGAAUUCCACCCCGAAGUUGAACAACGCAGAGGUGCCAAGGCGCACGUUCAAGCUGCAUCCGAUGUGUUGGCCGCCCGUAUCGCAGCGAUCCAAGCACGUAUCGACAGCGCCACCACCUCGACGACGAGCUCCUCCGCAGACACAGGCACCGAGAAGGAGAAGGACGACCUCGCAGACCUGCACGACCAAGCUGCACUCGAAAAGGAGCUCGCUGACGUGCAGCAGCUCAAGAAGGAACUCGACACCAAACUCGAAGAGUACGAAACCGAGGACGGACAGGCACAGCUCAACGGCCAACCCGAUCUGACCGGCGUGCUGGGCUUGCCCGCGGAUGCGGCAGCUGCAGCAGCGGGAAUGUCGACCAAGGAUGCGCUGCAGCAGGCGAUCAAGGACGCCUUCCUCGGUGCGCAAGCCGAGGGCGGCGGCGAAGUCAACCCUUUCACAGGUGGUGCCAAGGGUGCUGCGGCGGCGGAUGCUCCAGUGAACAACCUCAGCUCUAUGGUCAAGAGGAAGAAGAAGCCCGAGGCGGACGACGCGGGCGAUGCAUCCGCGGCGGGGCAGAAUGGAGAGACAGAGGCCAAGAAGGCCAAGACCGAAGCUUGA